This is a messenger RNA of Fulvia fulva, 1605 nucleotides long. RefSeq lists its product as uncharacterized. NCBI's taxonomy places the organism in Eukaryota, Fungi, Ascomycota, Dothideomycetes, Mycosphaerellales, Mycosphaerellaceae. The coding region runs from base 1 to 1605 and encodes 534 amino acids. The transcript has a single exon. The record is from RefSeq and is a predicted model, not a curated record.
AUGGCUGAUGACAUACCCAACAGACUCGAUGGCAACACUGCCGCCACUCUACCACCGGAACAAGACAAUCGAGCAUGGCGAUUCCUCAGGAAAGUCCGCACCUGCAUUGGACUUGGCAGAUACUUCAAGCCUCCUCGUGUGGUCAAGCGUCCGGCAUCGCCCAGGAGAGGCUCUCCUUCCCAGUCACCGAAGCAGCAGCAACGUAGGACUCCAGCAACGAAGACGUCGAGGAAGGACUUACUUCCGUUUUUAAGCUCAACUUAUGGGCAUAAAGUUCAUGGUGGUUGCUUUGUGACACAUCUUAUCGAUGCUGUAAGGGUUCAUACCCUGAAGCAGCGGCUUGAAAGGGACCUCGCGAAUCACGAUGCGAGAGUCACAGCAGCUUGGAUCAACAAGCUGGUGGCUACUAUACGAUCUGAGACGCUGUCGACCGAGGAGGAAGUCCUUGAGGCCAUGCAAUACCUGAAAGACGAACAGCAACAAGUGAUCAAGGACUCUACCAAAACGAUAGAGGCAGGACCACAACGGGCCGAAGCCGUUAAGCAACAGCUUCGUAUGGUCAAUACGAGCAUGAGAUUGUGCCUCAAAGCUGUGUUCGAAACUUAUGAUGCGUACAUCGAUGGUGAAGGAGGUGAUGGACUCUUGCUGAGCUGGACCUUUGGUGAGGCGCUACAGAGAUGUCGGCGAAGUUGGCAAAAUUUGGAGAGGGAGGAAGUAACCUUCAAGACAGUCAUCACCACCAGAAAAGCUGGCGUUCGAAAGCAACCGCUGAAUCUCAAUGGCUCUGCGGCGAGCUCCGACACCAUUGCAUCGGCAGCACCAGGUUCUCGUCAAAGCACGCCAGAUGAAGUUGUCACAACGGCAGCAGGUACGCUGCCCGUGCAUCAAAUUAUGAAAUCACUAAACCAAAUACGCCAAUGCUACACCGAGCUCCAAGAUGAUCUCCUCGGCCGUCACGCCAAAGCCCUACUAGGUCACCGAGCCCAACUUCCACCACAACCUCUGACCUUUCCGAACCUUCUUAAGAACAACGAUCUAAUCCCUUCCAAUAUCCCGUCAACCAAUGCCCACCUUCCCAACAGCACCGACAUUCCGACGCCACCACCACUAUCUCCUACCCCCCGCGCCCUCAGCCGCAAAUAUCUAGCUCUAAAAUCUGCCGUAAAACGCAGCAUCGUCUCUCGCUCUCAGGCCGGAGAUCUCUACCUCCGCUCGUACCUGUCCUACCUCGUCGCCUAUCCUGGCUGCUCCUAUCAAACCUUCCAUGACCUCUACAUCACCUCCUCGGGGCGGUCUUGGACCGAGGAGGAAGCGGCGCUGAUUGCUGAGCGGGAAAGGCUGGAGGCAGAAGAGACAAGAGCAUGGGAGGAUUUAAGGGAGUACUCUGGGCAGGGAAUUGGAGAUCUCUCGUUCCUGUCGGAAGACGAAGAAAUGUCUGCAUGUGCGGGCGAUUUUGUUGGAUCCAGUGUUGUGGCGUCGUGGCGAGGCAGCGAGGGGAAAGGAGAUCGAAAGAGAGUCAAUGGGUGGCGGAGUGGCGUUGUGUCGGACAGUAUGGACGGGCAUGUGACUGUCGAGAGGCCGAAUAGCUCGGCCCUGUUGGGGUAA